Molecule: messenger RNA, 1794 nt
Organism: Diachasma alloeum
Lineage: Eukaryota; Metazoa; Arthropoda; Insecta; Hymenoptera; Braconidae
Product: beta-1,4-glucuronyltransferase 1
Exons: 3
Coding region: 74-1414 (446 amino acids)
Source: RefSeq, a predicted model, not a curated record
UCACCCAGUGAGUCUCGGAUGGCAUCGAGUCCCCGAAAAAAUUCAAAAAAAUUAACGAAACACCAGCGAGGGAAUGCGCGGCCAUUCGCGCCGACUUCUGUAUCUGCUGUUCCUGGUGAUAUUUCUCCUCCUGGGCACGAGAUUGUUGACGAGCAGGAGCCACCUGGCACCACCUGACAUCGAUUCGGUGGUCAUUACGCAUAGGAGAGGUGAGAGUGCCCGGACAGCGCCUGCGUAUGCACCUGGGAUGUACAUGGCGGGUCGACGGCCCGCGAAUUCAACUUUCUGUGGCUGGAACUAUGGAUUGCCGAGGAGUCUCAGGUAUCCGGCGAGCAGAGUCACCCGGAGCCCUCAGGACAACGGCCGCGGACCCUAUCGGGUACUUCCGUUCGCCAUUCGAGGGGGCAGCGGUGCGAGGAAUGAGAAACUCGUCAAAUUGACGCUCUGCACUCAUGCCACCGCCGAUCAAGUCUAUAAUGUUGUGGAGAUCGUCAGGAGGUGGGAAGGACACGUCAGUCUCACUAUUUUUGCUCCUGGACUCGAUGCUGGACUCGCCGUCGAUCUCAUCGAACGCGCCUGUCUGUGCGAACCCGAAAUGUUCAAGGUAUCCGUCCACCUGAUAUUCCCAGCAGGUCGUCCCCCCGCCUUGUCUCACGUCUACCGUCCAGAGGGUGACUGCGCAGCGUCGGACCUCCAGUGGAGGGACUCCGACACCGAGCGGAAGCAGCGAGGAAUGAUCUACCCCAUAAACAUGGCCCGCAACGUCGCGAGGAGUCUGGCCCCGUCCUCGCGUGUGCUGGUAUCAGACAUCGAAUUGCUCCCGAGUGAUAAAUUGGCGUCAGGCUUCCUCGAGAUGAUCCACGGUAGGCCCCCUCGAUCCGCCCUGAUCUUCGUCGUCCCCGUCUUCGAGAUCGAGGAGAACGAGCGCCCACCGAGGACCAAACGGGAGUUGAUGGACGCUGUGAGGAGCGGUGUUGCCGUUUAUUUUCAUAAAUACGUUUGCGUCCAUUGCCAGAAGUUCCCGGGGAUCACCAAGUGGAUGCUGAGGCCGGACCCCGGAAGGGUGAAACCGUUGGUUGUGACAAAGAGGGAGUAUCCGCAUCACAGGUGGGAGCCUGUGUUCAUCGGGACUCGGGAGGAUCCGCUUUAUAAUGAGGAGAUGUCUUGGGAGGGGAGGCAGGACAAAAUGGUCCAGAUGUUGGAAAUGUGCCUGAUGAAUUAUCGUUUAAUAAUCCUGGACGGUGCUUUUCUGAUCCACACACCAGGAAUAAAACGCAAGCCAUCAAAACCACUGAACAAAGAGAAACCGCGAACCUUCGAACGUGCUCAGGAAAAACGUAACGCUCGAAUAUACCAGAGCAUAACCCGUGAAUUGCUCAAGCAGUACCCUGCUAACCAAAGAUGCAGACAAUAGAGGAAAUGUUCCUACCUACUAAAGUGAAAAAGAUAAGAUAAUAAUUAAACUGUUGUGCAUAUUUUUUGAGAGUCGAAACGAGAGAUAUUUGAGCCUCAUAGAACAUAUAUUUUUCGCUUCUUUGAUUUUAGAAGAGAAUAAACGACGAGUCGCUCCUAUUCCGUCAAUACUUUCACGCGAAUAAAUGUCUUCAAUUAUGCCUUCAUUGCAACUACGCACAGGGACUAUUGUCCCGCUAGAAUAAAAAGAGAAAAGAUAUUAUACAGAGCUUCAGGAAUUGUUGAAAGGUCAAGUGAACAGUGCAAUUACGCUACGACGUUUUGUUUAUUCCUUUUUUUUUCAUUGAUUUUUCGUAUAAUAAUAAUAUAAUAAAAAAUAAU